Molecule: messenger RNA, 801 nt
Organism: Rhododendron vialii
Lineage: Eukaryota; Viridiplantae; Streptophyta; Magnoliopsida; Ericales; Ericaceae
Product: transcription factor SCREAM2-like
Exons: 4
Coding region: 211-678 (155 amino acids)
Biological process (GO): regulation of DNA-templated transcription
Cellular component (GO): nucleus
Molecular function (GO): DNA-binding transcription factor activity; sequence-specific DNA binding; protein dimerization activity
Source: RefSeq, a predicted model, not a curated record
GAGAAUUCUUUAAAGGGAAACUGGCACGGGUAAUUUCGCCAAGAAAAUACUGGUAUUGGUCUGAUAUUUCGUUUUCAGAAAAACUGAGGGCAGUAAUAUGUGGGUUGCAAACAAGUGAUGAUACAGAUUGGAGAGCUCAUCCCCUCCCCUCUUUAAAUACCCAGAGAGAGAGAGAGAGAGAGAGAGAGAGAGAGAGAGAGAGAGGAAUCAAUGGUUUCUAGGGAGCACAAGAAAGCAGCAGCACUUCAUGAGAAGCUGCAACUACUCCGUUCCAUUACAAACUCUCAUGCAGUGAACAAAACGUCGAUCAUAAUUGAUGCAUCAAAAUACAUUGCGGAUUUGAAACAAAAGGUAGAAGUAUUGAAUCGAGAUAUUGCAACUGCACAAAAUUCAAGUUACCAAGAUCCCCGGCCUGUGGAGGUUACCGUAAAAACCCUAGAAAAGGGCUUUCAAAUCAAUGUGAUAUCAGAAAAGAAUUGCCCUGGUCUGCUUGUCACCGUACUGGAAGCUUUUGAAGAGCUGGGGCUUAAUGUGGUGGAAGCUAGGGUCUCUUGUACGGGCAGCUUUCAUUUGGAAGCAGUUGGAGAGAAUGAUGGAGAAAAUGUUGAGGCGCACACGGUGAAGCAAGCAGUGUCUCAAGCUAUCAACAACUGGAGCGAAAGCAAUGAGCAAGAUUAGAAAAAUACCGAUCGCUCUUUUGUGAUAUCGCCUUUAUAUUUUAUGUUCGUAUUAAUUGCUGUUUAUGGAAGAAAUGAGUUCCAUUAAAUAAGUCAUGAUCGAAGAUCAUAAUUCCAAAAUGAA